Molecule: messenger RNA, 1068 nt
Organism: Metarhizium album ARSEF 1941
Lineage: Eukaryota; Fungi; Ascomycota; Sordariomycetes; Hypocreales; Clavicipitaceae
Product: thioredoxin reductase
Exons: 3
Coding region: 1-1068 (355 amino acids)
Molecular function (GO): oxidoreductase activity
Source: RefSeq, a predicted model, not a curated record
AUGCACGGCAAGGUCGUCAUUAUUGGCUCGGGGCCGGCCGCCCACACUGCCGCCGUCUACUUGGGCAGAGCAGAGCUGAAGCCCGUUUUAUACGAGGGCUUCAUGGCCAACGGCAUCGCCGCAGGCGGCCAGCUGACGACCACGACCGAGGUCGAAAACUUCCCCGGCUUCCCCAAGGGCAUCAUGGGCCAAGAGUUAAUGGUGACAACCGCCGCCCGUCCUCCCCCCACCCCCCAAGUAAGACUCGAGCACACGAGACGAUCUGACACAGGCGGGCCGCAGGACAACAUGCGCGCGCAAUCUGAGCGCUUCGGCACCGAAAUCGUCACCGACACCGUGACAAGGCUCGACCUCAGCAGCCGCCCCUUCCAGUACAGCACCGAGUUCUCGCCCGACGAGACGCACACGGCCGACGCGGUCAUCAUCGCGACGGGCGCCUCGGCCCGCCGCAUGAACCUCCCCGGCGAGCAGGCGUACUGGCAAAACGGCAUCUCGGCGUGCGCCGUGUGCGACGGCGCCCUCCCCCUCUUCCGCAACAAGCACCUGUUCGUCAUCGGCGGCGGCGACUCGGCCGCCGAGGAGGCCACGUUCCUCACAAAGUACGGCAGCCACGUCACCGUGCUCGUGCGCCGCGACGUCCUGCGCGCCAGCAAGGCCAUGGCCGCGCGCCUGCUCGGCAACCCAAAGGUGACGGUGCGCUUCAACACCGUCGCCACCGAGGUCCGCGGCGGCCCGGACAACCUCAUGAGCCACCUCGUCGUCAGGGACACCGUCACCGGCAAGGAGGAGGUCGUCGAGGCCAGCGGCCUCUUCUACGCCAUCGGCCACGAUCCCGCCACCGCCCUCGUCAGGGGCCAGGUCGACAUGGAUGGCGACGGGUACAUCGUCACCCGGCCUGGUACUACCAUGACGAGCGUAGAGGGCGUCUAUGCCGCCGGCGAUGUGCAGGACAAGAGGUACAGACAGGCCAUUACUAGUGCGGGUGAGCUUCGUCAAUUCCCUCCUCGUGUUCCCCCAACUAUGAAUCUCAAGUCUUUGUCUCGUGCAAGAGGUGGUGACUUUGGCUAA